Molecule: messenger RNA, 2213 nt
Organism: Lutra lutra (Eurasian river otter)
Lineage: Eukaryota; Metazoa; Chordata; Mammalia; Carnivora; Mustelidae
Gene: BBS5
Product: Bardet-Biedl syndrome 5
Exons: 12
Coding region: 593-1555 (320 amino acids)
Biological process (GO): intracellular transport; cilium assembly
Cellular component (GO): ciliary basal body; BBSome
Molecular function (GO): phosphatidylinositol-3-phosphate binding
Source: RefSeq, a predicted model, not a curated record
AAAGAGAAAUCCUGGCAGAGAAAGCCCCCCAGCCCCGCCUCGCUGGAAUGUACACAGAAAGAUUGGGUUAGCAAGAGGUCGGACAGGUGGGCAGGACCAGAUCUGGCGGGGCCAGGUAAAGAAUUAAGAGUUUUAAGUUUAAAUUUCUUGACUGUAGCAAAAUGGGGGAAGAGAGUAGAAUGGCUUAAGGAUGUAUGUUUGCAGGCCCGGAAAGUCACUCAGAGGUCAAGCACAUGCUUCUGGGCCGGGGCCACUUUGGCUUCUCCGAGCCGCCAAAACCGGCCUGGAGCCUCAAAUCCGCUUAAUGACGCGACGCGGCGGCAGGGCGGGGGCGGAGAGCGCGCACUCUACCUGAGGAAGCUUGGAUCUCGGCGCCCGCCGUAGACGUCGUGACAGACGCGGUCCGUUGCCUGGGAGCCAAUGAGACGCCACUCGGCCUCCACCGCUGUGAAGAGUGCCCGCGUUGGGCCUCGGUCACCAUGUCGGUGCUGGACGCGCUUUGGGAGGACCGGGAUGUCCGCUUCGAUGUCUCCUCGCAAUUGUAAGUGGGUAUAGUUGUAGCUAUUAAAGCCUCGAUAUUUAUUUUAGACAAAUGAAAACAAGACCUGGAGAAGUCCUUAUUGAUUGUUUAGAUUCAAUUGAAGACACCAAAGGAAAUAAUGGGGAUAGAGGUAGACUCUUAGUAACAAAUUUAAGAAUUAUCUGGCAUUCUUUGGCAUUACCCAGAGUCAAUCUUUCUAUCGGUUACAACUGCAUAUUGAGCAUUACAACAAGGACUGCUAACUCUAAAUUACGAGGCCAAACCGAAGCUCUUUAUAUACUAACAAAAUGUAACAGUACUCGUUUUGAGUUUAUAUUUACAAAUUUGGUUCCUGGAAGUCCUAGACUUUUUACUUCUGUGAUCGCAGUACACAGAGCAUAUGAAACUUCUAAAAUGUAUCGUGAUUUUAAAUUGAGAAGUGCACUAAUUCAAAAUAAGCAACUACGAUUAUUACCACAAGAACAUGUAUAUGAUAAAGUCAAUGGAGUAUGGAAUUUAUCCAGUGAUCAGGGAAAUUUAGGAACCUUUUUUAUUACCAACGUGAGAAUUGUGUGGCAUGCAAAUAUGAAUGACAGUUUUAACGUCAGCAUACCAUAUCUACAGAUUCGUUCCAUAAAGAUUAGAGAUUCAAAAUUUGGUUUAGCUCUUGUCAUAGAAAGUUCUCAGCAGAGUGGAGGAUAUGUUCUUGGCUUUAAAAUAGAUCCUGUGGAAAAACUACAAGAAUCAGUUAAGGAAAUCAAUUCACUUCACAAAGUCUAUUCUGCCAGUCCUAUAUUUGGAGUGGAUUAUGAGAUGGAAGAAAAGCCACAGCCCCUUGAAGCUCUGACAGUUGAACAGAUUCAAGAUGAUGUAGAAAUAGACUCUGAUGAUCACACGGAUGCUUUUGUGGCUUAUUUUGCUGAUGGCAAUAAGCAACAAGAUCGUGAACCUGUAUUUUCAGAAGAACUGGGGCUUGCAAUAGAGAAAUUGAAGGAUGGAUUCACCCUACAGGGACUUUGGGAAGUAAUGAGUUGAUCUUGAGUUGAGCUGGAUUUCUAUUUAAAGAUAUCUCAAGAUUAAAGAUACUUAGUUGCCUGCUAUAAGGCAUGGAAUAGUUUUUACUUCUACAGAAAAAGCCUUUAAAAAAGAGUUUUUUAAUGCUUAAGGAAAAACUCAUUUAUCUAUGAUUUUAUUGCCACUUUUCUAAAAAUUGUAUUUAAAAUUGUAAUCAAAAUGUAUCUGGUUUGUAAAUAUGUUUAUUUUCUACCUAAUGCUUGUAAAUUAUUAGUCUGCAGAUAUUAAAUGACUGUAUCAUGUUGGGUUUAAUAAAGAAUUUAUGCAGCACCAUUUAAUGUUUUGAAAGUAUUAUUUAAAAGAAUAAGACUAUUCUUAUGAAGUAAUCAAAGUACUGCCUUUUUGAUUAUAAAAGUCUGGUUUAAAUAAUUAUCAAAUAGCUCCAAAUGUAAGCCAACUCUAAUAUAAAUCAUAACCCUUAAACUUGUCAGGUGUAAGUGACCAUUUCUGUAAAACCUAAAAAUUAUAGUUAACUAUAGAGGAUAUCAACCCCUAAGUAAUGUUUUGGGCACUAUCUGAUAAGUAAUUUUAAUAUAGUAUUGGCAAGAAUACAUUUAUUUUUUAAGGAAAUAGUUUUAAAUAGUUUGUAAAUAAAUUGUUUGUAAAUAAAUUGACUUUC